AUGUUCUCAUGCACUACCAGCCUGGUGAGCUUUUCCCUCACACCUUUCUUCCUUUGCAGUGGCACGCAAUCUUUUAUUUUCUUUUUUCUUUUGUAUAUUCUUGACCUUCUCUCUAUCUUGUCCUCUCUUUAUCCACCUUUAACUUUACUCUCUCUUUUCCACUUCUAUAUAACCUUCCCUCUAUCUUUUAUUCACACUCUACUUUUCUUUUUGAUCUUCUCUCUAUCUUGUCCUCUCUUUAUCUCUAUCCUGUGCUUUCUUUAUCCACCUUUCUCUCUCUCUCUCUUACUUUUUUUGUCAAAUUUUCACCUUUUUUACUCUUUCUCCUUGCCUUUUAUUAUCUUCCUUUUUAGCUUUUUUUCCUCCCCCCCUUGUUUCUCUCUCUUGUUAUUGAUUGAUCUCUCCAUUUCUCAUGCACCUUUUCCCACUUUCCAUGUCUCUAUUUUCAUCUCUUGUCAUUUGUCUCUCCAUUUCCAAAUUUCUUCUCACUACUCUCUGGAUCUCUCAUCACGUUUUUUUUUUAAUCUCCUAUCUUUUGUCAUGUGCCAGUCACUACUCUCUAUGUCUCUAUUACCCUCUCUAUUUCAUCCCUUGCCUCAAUCUUCUCCUUACUGUCUCUUUUUCCCUCUCUCUCUCAUUUUCUAG
Acanthosepion pharaonis is the source of this 645-nucleotide messenger RNA. NCBI's taxonomy places the organism in Eukaryota, Metazoa, Mollusca, Cephalopoda, Sepiida, Sepiidae. The record is from the annotation of a GenBank genome assembly.